Messenger RNA from Pundamilia nyererei, 1144 nucleotides. It is a transcript of the gene bcl7bb, whose product is annotated as BAF chromatin remodeling complex subunit BCL7B b. The record is from RefSeq and is a predicted model, not a curated record. The coding region runs from base 68 to 679 and encodes 203 amino acids. The transcript is spliced from 6 exons. NCBI's taxonomy places the organism in Eukaryota, Metazoa, Chordata, Actinopteri, Cichliformes, Cichlidae.
UCUCGCGAGAUUACCAGUGUAACGGAGGACUGGGGCUUGGUCUUGAAGUUUUCAGAUGCAUCUGUAGAUGAAUCAUAACAGCAUCAAGAUGUCGGGACGAUCGGGCCGCGCUGAGACGCGAAGUCGGGCUAAAGACGACAUCAAAAAGGUGCUAGCGGCCAUCGAGAAAGUGCGCAAAUGGGAGAAGAAAUGGGUGACAGUUGGUGACACGUCUUUACGUAUAUUCAAGUGGGUGCCAGUGACGGAAACAAAGCAGAUAUAUCGCACCAAAUCCACCGGUGGAGAAGUUAGAGGCUUGAAAGAUGUGGUCCUGGAAAACACCAACUCUCUACUGGAUUUUACUGAUGAAAACAGCAACCAGAGCUUCCUGUCGGACGUUUACCAGCCUAAAAUGGAUAACAGCAGCAGCACCUCCAGCUCGCAGCAGGUCAGCCCUCCUCAUGCCUCCAGCCUGCGAGCUGAAGACUCCCAGCCUCCAAUGCUCGGCCAGGAGAGCGUGGAUGAGCCAGUUCACUCAGGACAGGAGGGCACAGAUGAGCCACCCACUCUCAUCAAGGAGGACCUUCUAUCAUCAGGAACUGUCAGACGGAGCACCCCAGACACCCAGGAGGAACUGGAUGAAUCAGGAGCGCCUCCCUUAAAGAAGAUUUGCACAGGAGAGAACGCUGUUCUGAGAUAGCUUAUUUAUGAUCGUUUUGUCAAAAUACACACAAAACACGUCCUCAGUUGUUGUGAGAUUAGCAAAGCUUUGACAAUUAUUCUGGAUCUCUUCAUAUAUUUACGCAAAUAUUGCUUAUUUUAAAUUCAGCUUUUAAGAAAAUGUGUAUUAACUGCAAAAUCUUCUAUUUUCCCCCUACUUUAAUUGAUAUUUGAAGUCAUGCUGUGUUUCGUUUUUCAUCUUGAAAAGGACGGGGGGAGCAUUUUGAACUGUAUUUCGCAGGCUUUGUGUAUUUUCAUGCAGUUGCUGUAACUGUCUGAUUUUCCUGGUAGCCGCAGCUGAAAUUAUGCAUGUUUCCAUAUGCUGUUGCUUUAUUCUGAAGGUUUAUUGGCGAUUUUGAAAAGGUGUUAUUUGUGAAGCUUUAUGCAAAUUGCUGUUUUUAGAUGUGCCAUUGUGUAUUAAAUACAGUGCCCUCCUUUAGAAAAA